Dictyostelium discoideum AX4 is the source of this 1458-nucleotide messenger RNA. RefSeq lists its product as hypothetical. Gene Ontology annotation, biological process: modulation of process of another organism. Gene Ontology annotation, molecular function: toxin activity. The coding region runs from base 1 to 1458 and encodes 485 amino acids. The transcript has a single exon. The record is from RefSeq and is a predicted model, not a curated record. NCBI's taxonomy places the organism in Eukaryota, Evosea, Eumycetozoa, Dictyosteliales, Dictyosteliaceae.
AUGGAAGAAUCAACUGAUGUUGUUGUAAACAAUAAUGAAUUUCAUAAUUUAUCAUUCUCUGAAAAGGAAUUGGUGAUGAAUAAAAAGUUUAUGGAAAUAAAGGAAGAAUGUCAAGUUACUCAAAGUGAAAUUGAUGCCGUAACCAAAGCUUCUAAACCAGUACCAGCUAGUGCUUUCUUAAACUUUUUUGGUACCUUUUUAUCAAAUGUUAUUGGAAAUAUACCAGUUGUUGGUCCACUUGCAGGAGCUAUGUUUAGUACUAUUUGGGGUGAAGUAUUCACAAGAAAUGAUGGUGCACCAGGUAUGCCACCUCUACCAAGAUUCUUAACUGCUGAUGAAUUCCAUGCUUAUAUGGCUGAGUUUAGAAGAGAUAUGGAAAGAUUAAUCAAUCAAAGAAUUGAUGAAUUAAUUAUUGCCACUAGUAAUUCAUUACUUUUGGAUCUUAAGUUUGCAUGUGAUAGAUGGCAUGAAGUUAUUGCAUGGUAUGAACAAGAUGUUGGUCAAGGUAGACAUAAAUCCAGUAUUCCACAAGAUAGAAUACCAGUUUAUCUUAAGAAGCCAUUACCACCAGGAUCUGAACAAUUCCGUUCUUGGGAAUUGAAUGCAAUCAGAGAAGAGAUUGUCAAUCGUCAUGGUCGUUGUAUUGUAGAGAUGAAUCGUUGUAUGAACUAUUUCACUACAGUCGGUGGCGGUAUUGAAAAUAGACAAUUGAUGGCAGGUCAUGUUAUUCAAACUUGUUGCUUUUAUAUUAUGAUCCAAAGGGAUGUCUACUUUAAAGGUUCAGAUUGGGGUUUCUUUAGACAACAAAUCAAUAUUAUUCCAUCGGAAAUCUCUAUAUUCAUUGAUAGAGCAUUCAAUAGUUUUUCUGCUAUUGCAAUGCCAAAUUUCAGAACUGGUACAUUCUUAAACGUAAUUAAUACACCAGAAUUGUACAAUAUCUAUUCAACAUUCGCAUAUCUCGAUUUGGUUAGGUUCCCAGUGACUGGAAUGAAAUUAGAUAUUAACCCACAUGAUCAUGUCUUAACCAUUCCACAUCAAUACAGUGAUAAUAGAAUUAGAAUCGUUGUAAAUCAACAUGGUGCAUCAAAAGAACUUCCAGUGAGUCCAAUACUUCCAAGGGGUUUAUUAUUAGAAGGUGUUUACAAUUGUGAUAAUUGGAGUUCCCUCGGUUACAGUUAUACCGUUAGAAGACCAACUAGAUCGUUCACAAGAGUAACCAUUAGAGUUGCACAUACUGGUAGUGCAUACGCUCCAUUCAUGAGAAUAUUCGUCAAUGGUCUACAAUUAAAUCAUACAACCUCCCAAUUGAAAGAUAUGAAUUUCUAUAAUGGUUCCUCGCAAUCAGUUUAUUUGUCUGCUACCUUUGCCUUUAAUGGUCCAACCUUUGAAUUCAAUUUUAGAUUCGAUGGAAGAAUGCAAAAUGAAUUUUCAAAUCACUCAAUCAUUGAAUUUGAAUAA